CCAAUUGAUAUUUGGCCUGCGUAGCAUCAUCAUCAAACCAUCUUCUGAUCUCCCUUCACUUUGAUCACUCUCACUCACUCUCCUUUCUUCCCUCUCCACCCUCUUCAACAAUGUCUUCACACCCAUCAUUCUUUUUCCUCUUCUUCUUCCUGCUUCUCACCCUCCCACAUUAUUCCUCCGAGUACCUCAAAUUACCCUUACUUCCUCCCACCCCCCUCCCCUCUCCCUCCCAGCUCCUUGCCGCCGACCUCCGCCGCCUCUCCGUCAAGUCCCCCCUCACCUCCGGCGCCGCCACUGGCUCAGGCCAGUACUUCGCCGACCUCCGCCUCGGCUCCCCUCCCCAGCGCCUCCUCCUCGUCGCCGACACCGGCAGCGACCUCCUCUGGGUCAAAUGCUCCGCCUGCCGCCGCAACUGCUCCUCCUCCAUCUCCGCCUUCCUCCCCCGCCACUCCACCUCCUUCUCCCCCCACCACUGCUACGACUCGCCGUGUCAACUCGUCCCCCACCCCCCGAGUCACAAAAAUCGUCUCUGCCACAACCGCACCAAACUCCACACCCCAUGCCGCUACCAAUACUCCUACGCCGACGGGUCCACCUCCACCGGCUUCUUCUCCAAAGAAACAAUAACACUCAACACUACUAGCUCUACCCUACUAACAACACUCAAAAAGCUUUCCUUCGGAUGUGGGUUUAGAACCUCCGGCCCGAGCGUCACGGGCCACAGCUUUAACGGCGCGCAGGGCGUAAUGGGCCUGGGCCGCGGCCCGAUCUCCUUCACCUCCCAGCUCAGUAACACAAACACAAAACACACCUUCUCUUACUGUCUCCUCGACUACACCCUCUCCCCUCCCCCCACUAGCUACCUCACCAUCGGCCCCACCCCAAAUGACGCCGUUUCGCAGAACUCAUUCACUUACACACCGUUACUCACUAACCCUUUUUCUCCUUCCUUUUACUACAUUUCUAUUCAGAGUGUUUCCGUUGACGGCGUUAGGUUACCGAUAAGUGAAUCUGUUUUUCGGAUUGACGCCCACGGUAACGGCGGCACCGUCGUGGAUUCUGGCACCACGCUCAGUUUUCUCGCGGAGCCGGCUUACGGAAAGAUCCUCGCGGCGUUCCGGCUGCGCGUCAGGCUUCCGGCGGUGGAGAGCGCAGCCACGCUCGGGUUCGACCUUUGUGUGAAUGUCUCCGGCGUGGCGAGGCCGAGGCUGCCGCGUCUGAGAUUCCGGCUCGCCGGAAAAGCGGUUCUGUCUCCGCCGGCGGGAAAUUAUUUUAUUGAACCGGCGGAGGGAGUGAAGUGUCUCGCGGUUCAACCGGUUCGACCGGGUUCUGGGUUUUCGGUGAUUGGGAAUCUGAUGCAGCAGGGGUACUUGUUUGAGUUUGAUUUGGACCGGUCUCGGAUCGGGUUCACGCGUCACGGAUGCGCGGUUCGCUAAAGAACCCGAACAAAACAAAUCAAACCGCCUUUUGUUUUUAAAUGACACGGACUUGUUAUUAUUGCCACAUGUAAUUUUUGGGGGCACAUUUGGAUUAUUAUUGUGGGAAAUUUCGGUGGAAGAACGUUGUGAUGAUAUGUACUUCUUUUAUUUGGAAUUUUUUUUUGGUUUAUUCAUUAUUUAUCUUAAAAUAUUUUGUGCUGUGUAGAGUAUUUGAAGGGAAAAAAGAAAAGUGAAAUAAUGCUCGAGUUUGAUGUAAAUAAUUGAAGGUGUUUCGAGUA
Messenger RNA from Glycine soja, 1717 nucleotides. Its product is annotated as aspartyl protease family protein 2-like. Gene Ontology annotation, molecular function: aspartic-type endopeptidase activity. Gene Ontology annotation, biological process: proteolysis. The transcript has a single exon. NCBI's taxonomy places the organism in Eukaryota, Viridiplantae, Streptophyta, Magnoliopsida, Fabales, Fabaceae. Bases 111 to 1436 code for a protein of 441 amino acids. The record is from RefSeq and is a predicted model, not a curated record.